UUUACAAACGUGCCGAGCCAAGCUAAUGGCCAUUUUCAACUAACAAACACAUUGAAACAAUAUUUGAAACAUCAUGAUUAAGAUUACGUUCAACAUUUUAACUCUACUUUUAUACUCCACUGAGGUUUACUCCGUUCCACAAGUGGUGCCAGCGACUGAUACCGGAGGGCCGACCAUUGAAUUUACUUGUACCGAGGAUUUGGGGCCGGGGGAAAUGCUGGCUUGGUGGCAAACGAAAGAUCUUUGGACGGACAAGUCCCUUGUAUACAAGGAGUUCUUCCCGCUGGAAAAAGACACGGUGCACUUCAAAGUACGCGCGUCUAACGACGUUUACUUCGGGUUCCUGUCUCAAGCGAAAAAGGUGGCACCAUGGAUAGAUAUAGUUUUGGGAGGAUGGAGCAAGAGAAAGAAUUCCAUAGCAUUGAACAGAUUUCACAAAGUUUUCGCUGAAAUCGACUAUAUUGUCAACGAAUGUGAAUUUCGCGAGUUCUGGGCGCGCAAGGACGGUGAUUGCGUGUCGGCGGGGUUCGAGGGUCAGACCAGCCCGUUCAUAACGUGGAACAGCACCACCAAGUUUAAUGCGACCCACUUCAGCGUCGCCACUGGAUGGGGGUCCACUGGCAACUGGAAGUUGGAAGGAUAUUCUUGGAAAGAUGAUGAUGUAUUACUUAAUAUGAUUCAAUAUACUGGUAAAGAACUCUUGAAACCAACGGAGUUGGUCCUAAAAAAGACCCGAAGUAACAUCGACAGCCGUUCAACAGUAUUUUGCGCCAGGCAUAGAAUGUCUGGUGAUGGAAAAUGGACACGGGGAGUGGAGUCCAGGUUUAUAGUUUUGGCAACUCAGACUGAGGAUAUACCGACGGGAGAGCUGUACGUCAAGGUGGGGCCAGAGACUCGGAUAGAAUUCGAUGAGAACACCCAGGUGAAGUUCACCUGCAGCGGCAGCGUCCCAGUCGACGGCAGGAUUUUGAGAUGGUUCAGAAAAGACCACAGUUACCGUGAUCCCAUAAGCCUUGAAAACCAAAACUACGAUCCGACAUCCAACACCAACGAUUUAGAGUUAACCCUGGACGAGUCUUAUGACAAAAACCAGCUGUUCUGUGCUCAAGGGUUCCAAUAUUCUAUCCAACAUAAUGGUACUGCGAUAAUUAAGAAUUAUGGAGAGAUAGUGAGAUCAGAAGACAUCACUCUUGUUAUGAAGAGGGGAAAUGUUACGAUACCUACUAGUACGAGUAGAACACCCGAUGAAAACGAGUGCUCGGCGGGACAACGCGUGUCGAUGUGGCCGGGGAUGGUGAUGGUAGCGGUGGUAUCGACCUACGUCACGGCGUGAGAGAUGGCGACGCUGGCAACAUCUGUCUCCUAAUCAUAAAAUAUUUCUACCCUACUCUUACAGUCGGACCAAGCUAACUCUGCACUGCAAGGCAUUUGCGAUGACAAACAGGCCAAUUCGAACGUACACUGACAUCGGACUGAUGUUUGAAUCAAGUAUGAGCGAAUUGCACACUAAAAAAUAACACGAUUCAAAUAACAUUUUGAUGUCAGUGUAUGCCCGAAUAAGCCAGUGUGUGUGACAAAUGUCAUCAUUAGAGUUAGGGUAACAUUCCAUUUCUGACCGCAGCUGCACUAGGUACUACGCGUCGUUGUUAUUGUCAAUUUCCAUAGUAAAAUGAAUGGUAGUGCUGCUGUCGUUGGAAAUGGACUGUCACCUUUAGACCAAGAAAAGUCUGCAGAGAUUUUGACAGCACACGCAGUGCCAGUGUUAUUUAUACGUCACAAUUUCAUAGAAUUUUGACGUUUAAAAUAACAUCUGCUCUGCGUAUGCUGUAAACAUCUCUGCAGACUUUUCUUGGUCUGACUUCAAUUUAAUUUUUAUAUGAAUAUAUGACGUUUUUAAUAAUUUUAAUGACUCUCCCUCUCUUUGUUCUAUUUAAGUAAAUGCACAGUUAGCUUAGCCGGACUCUAGCUAGACGCCUCACACAAGAACUGAUCUAUUUUCAAAUAUUUUGCACCUGUAUAGAACCAUAAUAAAACGGGAAAAAUCGGCACCCAUAUUAAAUUAGCAGAAUAUCUGAUUUUCCACACAAAACAUCUGGUGCCAAUGCAAAAAAUCUGAUGGACAAUUGGACAAUAUGCGAAUUAAUUUCGUGACCAUUUAGAUUCUGAAUCAUGUACUUACUGAAUUUUUGAAAAUUUUCAUCAUGUUUGUAAUAGUAUUAAUUUAUUUCUUUUCGUUUAAUAAUUUAAAUCACGUUGGUGUUUAUAUUUUUUCCCCUAAAUUUAUUAAAUAUAUACUUUGAUUUGUCUGUAAUGUGCAGGUGGGCAAUUUCGACUGCGAGUAAAAUUUCAACUAAUCAGAAAAUCUUCCAUGUUUUACAUUAUUAAAUAGAGUCACACACAAUACAUCUCUUUCGCUCUUCUUCUACCUAGCGUUAUCCCGGCCUUUGCCAGGGUCCGCUUUCCUACUUUCUUUCCUCCACUUUGCGCGGUCCUGGGCGUCGUCUCGUGUGAGCCCGUUCACACUCAUAUCUGCUUUCACGACAUCGAGCCAUCGCUUUUUUGGUCUGCCUUGGGGUCGGGGGCCUUCAAGGGCUAGGUUAAGGCAUAUGUUUCCUACGUAGUCAGCUGGCCUGCGACAAACGUGGCCGAACCACCGGAGGCGACAUUCUUGGAGCUUCUCUGCUACGUCACGGACUGCGAGGCUGCCACGGAUGUACUCGUUACGGAUGCGGUCAGUGCGAUGUCGUCUGCAUACAUGAGCAACCACGGCGGUGGGUCUUGUAUCUCCGCCGUGACGGCAUCAAGCACCACACUGAACAGAAAGGGGCUCAGAGCGGAGCCUUGAUGAACACCCACUGUAAUCGGGAAGGGUUUUGUGUCGCCAACGGAGGUCCUUACCAGAGAAACCGAAUCGCGGUACAUGUCUAAAUCAAAAUCAAAAUCAAAAUCAAAAGUAUUUAUUGCACACAUAUUACAUAAUAUUAGGUAGGUAGGUACCUAUACAUAAUAUGGACCCUGCAAGGGCGCAGCAAUCUUAUAAAUAAAUAGUUAAUAAUGUAAAACAUGGAAGAUAUUUCGAUUAGUUGAAAUUUCCCCGCAGUCGAAAUGGCACCCUGUAGUUUUUUUUUAAGCUAAAAUUUAUUACAAAGAGGUAAAUAAAAAAAUUCACAGAUUUCGUGCCUCACACGACUAUCGAGCACAUUGGAAAUGAAUCUACGGAAUUCGAAAAAAUAUUGUCGCUGAGCGACGAGAAAGUCUGGAUAAGGAAAAAGUUACAAAAUAA
Cydia splendana is the source of this 3283-nucleotide messenger RNA. RefSeq lists its product as uncharacterized. The record is from RefSeq and is a predicted model, not a curated record. NCBI's taxonomy places the organism in Eukaryota, Metazoa, Arthropoda, Insecta, Lepidoptera, Tortricidae. The transcript is spliced from 9 exons. The coding region runs from base 74 to 1333 and encodes 419 amino acids.